UGGGUGACUAGAGAUGUUGCAGAAAUUAGUGCCCAACACGAGAGAUAGAAGCAUAAUUGUCAUACUCCUUAUAUACUGCUUGAGUUUAUUGUUAUCAAGACUGGAUCCCGUUAGUACGGAAAAUGCGCUUGUAUCCUCCGAUAAUGAUAUUUCACAUAUUGGUGAUGAUUGCCAAGUCACCCCAGUGAUACAUGUGCUGCAAUAUCCCGGUUGUGUGCCGAAACCGAUACCCUCAUUUGCAUGUGUGGGGCGUUGUGCAAGUUAUAUACAGGUAUCGGGUAGCAAAAUUUGGCAAAUGGAGCGUUCGUGCAUGUGCUGUCAGGAGUCUGGAGAGCGAGAAGCAGCUGUGUCACUAUUUUGUCCAAAAGCCAAGCAUGGAGAACGUAAAUUUAAAAAAGUACUCACAAAAGCACCUUUAGAAUGUAUGUGUCGUCCAUGUACAUCAAUUGAGGAAUCUGGUAUUAUACCACAAGAAAUAGCGGGAUACUCAGAUGAGGGUCCAUUAAACAAUCAUUUUAGACGUAUAGCAUUGCAGUAA
Teleopsis dalmanni is the source of this 538-nucleotide messenger RNA. Its product is annotated as bursicon-like. The transcript is spliced from 3 exons. Bases 14 to 538 code for a protein of 174 amino acids. Lineage: Eukaryota; Metazoa; Arthropoda; Insecta; Diptera; Diopsidae. Gene Ontology annotation, molecular function: receptor ligand activity; BMP binding. Gene Ontology annotation, biological process: animal organ morphogenesis. The record is from RefSeq and is a predicted model, not a curated record.